Molecule: messenger RNA, 264 nt
Organism: Schistosoma mattheei
Lineage: Eukaryota; Metazoa; Platyhelminthes; Trematoda; Strigeidida; Schistosomatidae
Source: the annotation of a GenBank genome assembly
UCUUUUGGUUUAGAUCACGAAAACCUCCCGGUGCCUCCUGAUUGUCCUACUUGGUUUUUCCAGUUAGCUGUCGACUGUUGCACUCUUGACCACUUGUUGCAUCCACACAUCUUAGGCAUCAUUGACUCAAUUGAAAAAAAUAUAUGCAAUUUGUCUUGUCAUGAAGCAGUCCAUUCUCAAUUUCCUGUACGUGCACAAAGCUCCACUACAAAUGGUUCACAUGAUAUUAAAUCCCAAGAAACUGUCCUUGCAUCUCCCUUAUAA